Pimephales promelas (fathead minnow) is the source of this 2663-nucleotide messenger RNA. Lineage: Eukaryota; Metazoa; Chordata; Actinopteri; Cypriniformes; Leuciscidae. The record is from RefSeq and is a predicted model, not a curated record.
AAAGGGGAAGCAGUCAAGGCUGAGAUGUGUGGUGCAGUUUAUGCAGCAAGACUUAAGAAAUAUAUUGAGAAACAUUGCCAAGUGGAAAUUGACCAAUGGUUCCAUUUGGUGGACAGCCAAACAGUGUUGGGAGCUAUUCAACGGGCUAGCUAUGGCUACCAGUCCUUCUUUGCCAAUAGGAUUGGAGAGAUCCAGAGAACAACGCUAGUUAAGGAUUGGUGGUGGAUCCCAGGUGACUUAAACAUUGCGGAUAUUAUCACAAGGGGAGGUAGUCCAGAAGGCCUAAAACAAGAUUCUGCAUGGCAGAGAGGGCCUGUGUUCUUGAAAUGGCCAGUGGAGGUUUGGCCAAUUAAGUCAGCUGCUGAGAUUGCAACUGCUGCAAGAGAAGCUAUUAACAGACUUCAGAGGAAAGCAUUCUCUGCAGUACUAACCAGAAGUCUGGCUAAGAAAAAGAAAGGCUCCGUCCUCCUGGAGAAAAUUAAAGUGGGCGUUCAUGAGGGAGGAGGAAAUGACCUCAUUGCAGAUUCAGGCAAUUCUGCAAGUCAGAAGGGAAAGGCUAAGAUUGCUCCAUCUGGAAGGAUAUAUGACUGCAUAGUAGCAAGUAAGUUACUUGAAGUUGAAAGAUUCAGCAAAUUGUCCAGACUGAUCAGAGUUACUGCUUGGGUGCGUCGAGCUGUGAAGAAGUGGCUGAAGAUAAGAACUAAGACCUUGGGUUCAUCAAAGUGGGAGGUAAAGUCUUUGGAAGAAAGUGUCAACGAAGCUAUCUUGACGGUAAGAGAACAGGAGGAUGCCCUUGAAGAUCUCUUUCUAGCAGCCCAAGAGAAUGUGAUUUUUUCUGAUACUACCCUCAGUAGGUUGGCAGUGUACAAGGAUGAAAAUUCUGGACUGUUUGUUUGUGGAGGAAGAAUUCAAAUCUUCAAUGAGGAUAAGACUGCAGUUCCAAUCUUACCAUAUAAUGCAUAUGUAUCUACACUUCUGGCUCAGGAAGCUCAUCAAGUAAACCAUGAAGGAGUGGCUGGAACUUUGUUGAGAAUGAGAAGAAAAGCUUGGAUUAUAAAAGGCCGCAGACUAGCUAAAAAAUCCGUAGACUGCUGUGUGACCUGCAAGAAGGCAAGGUCAAAGCAAUGCCAACAGAUUAUGGGAGACCUUCCACCAGAGCGGUCAGAACCAGCUGGACCAUUUGAAUUCACAACCCUGGAUUUGUUUGGACCUUAUUGGGUAAAAGAUGAAAUAAAGAUGAGGGUGAGACUCAAAGUUUGGGGAGUUGUGUUCUGUUGUAUGGCAUCAAGGGCUAUCCAUACUGAUAUUGUCAGUGACCAAUCAACAGAAGGAUUUCUGCUGGCAUACCAAAGAUUCACAGCUUUAAGAGGACAUCCUAGGAAACUGUGGUCAGACUCAGGAUCAAAUUUUAUCGGGGCCAAGCCUGUUCUUGAGGAUCUUCAUAAGUUCCUAGAGCGACAAGACCGAGAAAAGUUAGGAAUUGAAGCAGCCAAGAAUGGCACGGAAUGGUCUUGGAAAAUUCACCCGGCAGGUUCCCCUCACCGGAAUGGUGCAGCAGAAGCGGCUGUCCAUUUAGUUAAGCGGGCCCUACUGAAUCUAGGCUGUAACAAAGUUAUGUCAUGGGGGGAAUUUCAAACUUUUCUUUACACGGCAAGCAAUCUGGUCAAUGAAAGACCUAUUGAUGCCAGGACACAAAGUCGAGAAGACUGUGUGGAAUAUGUAAGUCCAAACUCUCUUCUCCUGGGUCGUACUGGGAGAAAGGGGGAUCAAGGAAGUUUUGAGUUUGAAGGCUAUCCAUACAGAAGGCUAAGAAUCAUCCAGGAAGAAGUCAACAAAUUCUGGAGAAGUUGGUGUCAGCUGGCAGGUCCUAACCUCUUUGUAAGAAACAAGUGGCAUACUAAAGAGCGGAACGUUGCCGUGGGAGAUGUGGUAUGGGUGGCUGACCAGAAUGCUCUAAGAGGUCAGUACAAGAUGGCCAGAGUCGUCGAUAUAAAUGCAGACAAGAAAGGAACCGUGAGAGAUGUAAUGGUCAGAGUAUUCCCCAGCUAUCCUGUCUCGAUUGUUAAACCAAACCAAGCAGAAACCGGCAAGAAUGUCAAACCAACAAAAAAGCAUUGUGACAAAAUUCCAGCUACGAUUCUGCGUAGGGAUGUGAGACGUUUGGUAGUUCUGAUUCCCAUUGAAGAACAGUAAAGACAUUUCAGCUAAGAAGUGUGUGUGACCUCCUUCGGUCAGUUGACCAGGAGCUCAAGUGGGAGGUGUUAAGUUGAAUUUGAGAGAAAGAAAAAAAAAGGAAAAAAAAGAGACAUGGUUAAAAAGUAUAAAUUCAUCAUUGGUAAAGAAGAUUUAAGAUCAAAAUGAGUGCAGCCUAUUGGUUGGGAGCACAUGGUGCAACCUGGGAGAAUCAAGGUAGCUGAUUGGUCAUUGAAACUCCACAUCUCCAAACUCCACCAGGUGUGUGUGAUUACUGGGAGCAAGAGGGAACUUUGUUUGCAGUAAAUGUGCUUCUCCUACUGAAUUUGGUGGGUUUUGGUGUUCAAAAUACCAAAGGAGAAAGACUGUUGAAAAGCCACAAUGUUUCAUCAACUUUGAGAUGCAACUGGUUAUUAAGCUAACCUUCUGGAAUUAUCAUUGAGACAAGUACAAAAGAAGAUCUAGUCAAU